UUGAAAAUAACAUUUAAACAAGUGUCCAAAGAAUCUAUUAUUCAGUCGUUUAUUUAGUUACAUUUCAAAAAGAGUAGAAAUUGUGUAUUUUGCUCUUGUGCUCUUUGUUUUCAUUGCGCCAUUUCGCUCAUUGUGGAUGUCAACGAAAACAUAGAAUUUAUGUUACUCAUGUUCGCUCUGUUCGGAAUAGUUUAUUUGUGUUUUUGAAGUCGUACAAGGCGGUUUGGUAAAGCGCUUCACUUAAUAUAUUCGUGACGCUUCAUACGUGAUAUACAAAAAAAAAAAAAGAAAAAAAAGCACUAACAAUUUGACAACGUAGUGCGGUUAUAAAUUGAAAAGUUUAAAGUGUAAAAAUCAAGUUCACAUAUACUUAUACAGAAACAAAAAAAUUCGAACAAAAUAUAUAAAAAGGAUUUGUACUAUUGGUGAGAAAAAUCGGUGGAAUAAUGAAUGAACAUCAUAUGAUCACGCGUCGUCGUUCGCGUUCCAAAACACCCUUUUUGCGUUCAGCAUGCGAUCAUGAAAACUGUGAUCAUGUCGAUCAUCUAAAGAGUAGUCCACAGCACCAGAAGAAGAAAAUACCUGUUGUAGAGACGAUAAUUGAAGAAAUAAUUGAUUUAACAAAGACGGCAAGUGAUGAAAAAGAGAGCAACGUUAAACGUGGUCAAUCACAGUUGAAAACUACAAAUAAUAUGUCAUCAUCAUCAUCAACAACAACAACAACAACUAAAUUUAUAACAACUGAAAAACUAAGAGGAACUGUUAAUACAUCUACUCCCAAAGAAAGCUAUUCUUCAGGCAGUUUUAUAUCAAGAUUUGCCAGAAGCGGCAAUAAAAGAGGACGUACCGUAUUAACAGAAAGUGCACAAAAUGAUCUAAACUCUCAGUUUGAAAUAACUUGUAAGUUAGCUGAAAACUCACUAAAAAAUAAAUCCGUCAGUAGUAUAUUCAAUGAAUCAGCGAUUAAUACUGAUUUAUCGGCACAUCCUGCCUAUUUGGAGUAUAAAUUGGCUGGCGAAUAUUGGGAAAAAACACCAAAGACCGAUUAUACCUAUUCUUAUCUGUCACCACAUCGAAGGCCAUUGACUAAUGGAUACGUAGGCAUGCCAAAUAUGUCUAGACGUAGUAUCUAUACUGAUCAAAGCAGUUAUUAUGAUUCAGCAGAUGAAGUUGAUUAUUUGGUUGAAAAACAAUGUCAAAAGAAGGCUUACUAUAAUACUGGCAGUAUGCAAACAAAAGAAAAUUGGUUAAUGCGUCUCAUUACUAUAAUUACUACAAUAACAACAACUACUUGGGACAGGCUUGUUGGAACUUCCAGUCAAAUACGACGACAUAGCAAUAUAUAUACUACCGAUGUAAAUAGAAAAGGUGUUUUUGCCUCUAUUGGAGAAAGAAUCACGAGUACUUUUAGAAGUUUAAUUCACUACACUUACUUGUCCAUAUCAAAUAUUCUGUGCAUGGACACUUGGCUAUUGCGUUCCUCCAAUGUGAACAACAAAGGUCGCAAACGUUUUUUGCUUUUCUUAUUGUGUUUACUACCCUUACUACUUUUAAUUGCGUGGCGUUUAUUUGGUGAGAAUGAGGAUUAUAAUUAUCUACGAAAGGCGCAAUUACUUCUACCAUCGUCAUUUUACGCUACCCUAGGAAGUCGUGUGGCUAAUAUUGGGAAUACACUGAAGGAUUUCUUCUCAUUAUCUGCUAUUAUAGGCUUUAGUGCAAAACUACUACGAAGAGCUAAAGAGGACACAAUUGCCAAUAUACAUAUAGAAAAAUUGCAACAGAACAUGAAAAAUUCAUUGAGUGCCGCAGAAUAUGAAAAUAUAUUAAACCACAUUAAUAGUUAUGUGCAGCAGCUGUUGGAAAUCAAAUUAAAAGAAGAAAGACUGCAGAGAGAGAAAUCCGCACCUCUAACACCACAACAGAUGCAAAUCAUUGUCAAGAUCAUGCAUGAAAAUUUUGAACAAAUGGCGAAGAAAGGACAGUUUGACAGCCAAAUUAAUCUGGCAAAUUUAAGUGAAGAUCAGGUUCAACAUUUAGCAGGGGUCAUACAAUUGAAACUAGAGGCUGCUGGCUGGUCUAGCUCACAUCCCGUAAGAUUAACUGCUGAGAACUUGAAGGAAAUAACAGAAGUCGUAAAGCAACAAAUCAACGUAAAUAAGCAAACACACCUGACAUACAUAAUGGAAAACAUUGACUUAAAUGCACUUUUGGGACGUCUGUUGAGUGCACCGGAAUUAGCGAAGUUUGUAGAUGCGCGAAUUAACGUUGCUAUAGAUGAAAAACGCUUGAGUUCGAAGACGGAAGGCUCUGGUGCUGGUAUAAAUGUUGCAACUGAAUUCAAACAACAGCUACGUUUGAUCGAUGAACUAAACAAUCAAAUUGCAUUUAUAAAACUUUCACUGUCCGACAAGUUAGGGGAAAAUGAAGAGUUACAGAAUUCGUUGAGAAAAUUAAAAGGAAAUCAGGACGAUUUACUCAUACGAUUGCAGGAGCAUGAGUUGUUGACCGAUAAGCGAUUAAGUGGACUUCUCGCUGAAAUUGAAAGUAAAUUCUCAGCACUACAAAAUGAGCAAUUCAAGUUGCUCAAUCAGCAAGUGAAACUUUCUUUGAUUGAGAUUUUGGGUUUUAAACAGAAUCAGAACUCUGGUGUGAAAUUUGAGGAAAUAGAUUUGCAGAAUUGGGUUCGGAACACGUUUGUGGCUAAAGAUUAUUUGGAAAAGCGUUUGGAAGAAUUAAAUAAUCGUUCCGAUGAUAAAAUACGUGCUGAGAUUGAUCGUUCCGGUAUGUUACUUAUGCGUGAUAUUAGCGAACGUCUUAAACGCGAAAUAAUAUUGACUGUGGAAACGCGACACAAGGAAAGCGCUGAUAUGUUGAGAGGGGAAUUGCGUUCCGCACUAUCGGAACAAGAGGUGCGCAAAAUUGUUAAGUCAGUGUUGGCAAUAUAUGACGCAGAUAAAACUGGUUUGGUAGAUUUUGCACUUGAAUCCGCUGGCGGUCAAAUACUGUCGACACGUUGCACCGAAAGCUACCAGACAAAAUCUGCACAAAUAUCCGUCUUCGGUAUUCCACUUUGGUAUCCCACUAAUACGCCACGUGUAGCUAUUUCACCGAAUGUACAACCAGGUGAAUGCUGGGCUUUUCAGGGAUUUCCCGGAUUCUUAGUAUUGAAAUUAAAUUCUUUGGUAUAUAUCACCGGGUUCACACUUGAACACAUACCAAAAACCUUGUCUCCAACUGCAGCCAUAGAAUCAGCACCAAGAAAUUUCACAGUUUGGGGCCUUGAACAUGAAAAGGAUCAAGAACCGGUACUGUUCGGCGAGUAUGAGUAUGUGGACAAUGACGCUUCAUUGCAAUAUUUUCCAGUGCAAAAUUUAACAAUAAAACGCCCAUAUGAAAUUGUGGAAUUACGCAUUGAAUCCAAUCAUGGUAACCCGCAGUAUACUUGCCUUUAUCGGUUUCGUGUGCACGGCAAACCUCCAAAUUUGUAAAAUGAAUCUAUAGUCAUAUCAAAUAGGCAGAGUUAGAUGUUACUAAGUGUAGGUAUUUUUAGAGUAUUAGUAUAAAAUGUUCAUGCCCGAAUUAGAUUUUAAGGUAACUAAUGUAAAUAACUAUGUGCCUUAUGUAAAUAAUUAUGGUACAAAUAGUAUGAAAAAUGGGAUUUCCAGAUAGAUUUUUAUAUAUUAUUGUAAAUGUUGCAAAGUAAACUACUUAGCACUUAUAUAUAUAUAUAUAUGAAAUUAUUGUAUAAAUUAAGAAAAGUUCCUUAGAGA
Teleopsis dalmanni is the source of this 3770-nucleotide messenger RNA. RefSeq lists its product as uncharacterized. The transcript is spliced from 8 exons. Gene Ontology annotation, biological process: nuclear envelope organization. Gene Ontology annotation, molecular function: protein-membrane adaptor activity. The coding region runs from base 447 to 3488 and encodes 1013 amino acids. The record is from RefSeq and is a predicted model, not a curated record. NCBI's taxonomy places the organism in Eukaryota, Metazoa, Arthropoda, Insecta, Diptera, Diopsidae. Gene Ontology annotation, cellular component: meiotic nuclear membrane microtubule tethering complex; nuclear envelope.